GGACAGAGGUGAAAAAAAUAGAAGCAAUGAUGAAUACUUCAGAAAAUCCCCAGUAUUAUGUAACACCUGAAGGAUAUGUAGGAGCUCCCAUGACAGAGUUAAUAAAGGAUGCAGUGGAUUUGGAUUUGAAUUUGGACAUGUAUAAUUUUCCUGAAGACAUGAAUAAAGAAGAUAUGAGCAUCUUAAAUACAACUUUGGAUGGAAUUGUUAGCAUGCUGUCUGGUCUGGAUAACAAGAUGAAUCAACUGAACACCAAGAUGAAUGAUCUUGAUAACAAGUUGGAUAAACUGAAAUGUUACAACAGCAGUGGAUUUUGUUACAUUAGUGCCCAAUUAUCCCCAAUCACAAAGUCAUUAACAGGAAAGACAAAAAAUGAGAGGGAGGGAACCACUGACCAGAAAAAAAAAAGGACCAGGCGGAUCAGGAGAGAGUAAGAAAAUUAAACAGAUGGAUCCAUGCUACGUAUUGGUAAAAGACAUACAAAAAACUGAAGAAAAAAAACCUCAGGAAACCAAGAGGAAACUACCCCUGAUAUGUGAUA
This is a messenger RNA of Saccostrea cuccullata (small rock oyster), 541 nucleotides long. RefSeq lists its product as uncharacterized. The transcript is spliced from 2 exons. Lineage: Eukaryota; Metazoa; Mollusca; Bivalvia; Ostreida; Ostreidae. The coding region runs from base 27 to 434 and encodes 135 amino acids. The record is from RefSeq and is a predicted model, not a curated record.